Sphenostylis stenocarpa is the source of this 639-nucleotide messenger RNA. The record is from the annotation of a GenBank genome assembly. NCBI's taxonomy places the organism in Eukaryota, Viridiplantae, Streptophyta, Magnoliopsida, Fabales, Fabaceae.
AUGCGAACCCUCUGCGACGUUUGCGAGAGCGCAGCUGCCAUUCUCUUCUGCGCCGCCGAUGAGGCUGCUCUCUGUUCUGCUUGCGACCACAAGAUCCAUACGUGUAAUAAACUUGCUAGUAGACACAUUCGGGUUGGCCUUGCUGACCCCACAGAUGUUCCACGCUGUGACAUAUGUGAAAAUGCACCUGCUUUCUUUUACUGUGAGAUAGAUGGUAGUUCGCUGUGUCUGCAAUGUGACAUGAUUGUGCAUGUUGGUGGGAAAAGAACUCAUAAAAGAUAUCUUCUAUUGAGGCAAAGAGUUGAGUUUCCAGGUGAUAAAUCUGCCCAAAUGGAAGAACUAGGGCUGCAACCGCUGGAUCAAAAUGAAUUCGGAAGGGAUGAAAGUCAGUCACUCAAACCAAAAUCAAGAGACAGUCAGCACAAUCACAGUUUCUUACCUCUUCCAAGACAAGAAAAUAAUAUUGAUAUUCAUGGAAAAAUGGAUAAAAAGUUAAUUGAUCUCAACAUCAGGCCAUUGCGGUUAAAUGGACCAACACCAAACAACCAGGAACAAGGUAUGGAUAUUUUAAGAGGCAAUAACCAUGAAUCUGCAAGUGUGCCGCCAGUAGAAUCCUGCAAACAAGGGGCUGAGAAGUAA